Messenger RNA from Sphenostylis stenocarpa, 1713 nucleotides. The record is from the annotation of a GenBank genome assembly. NCBI's taxonomy places the organism in Eukaryota, Viridiplantae, Streptophyta, Magnoliopsida, Fabales, Fabaceae.
AUGCCCCCUGACCUCUGCUACCAAUGCGUCCAAAACGCCACAAACAAACUAACCUCGGAUCCAGAAUGUUCCCUCUCCAAACAAGCCCUAAUCUGGUACGACGAGUGCAUGGUACGCUACUCCAACGUCUCGUUCUUCUCCACCGUCACCACCGAACCCAAAGUAUGCAAAUUCAACAAUGCCAAAAUCUCCAACAACGUAACCACCUUCAAGAACAUUUUAUCAAAAACCAUGAAGCAAACCAUACACGAAGUAGCGAACUCCCCCACUGGGAACUGGUACGCCACGAAGCAGCAAAACGUAUUCGAAACUCAGACGCUGUACUCUAUGGCGCAGUGCACCACGGACCUCUCCCGUCACGAUUGCGUCAUCAUACUAAUCGUUCCAGAAACGAGAUAUUCUUAUCCACUAUCAGAUCCAGGAUAUUCUGGAUACAUAUCUCACAACUGUAGUAGCUACGUUCAGACUCUGCAAAACGAUGACGUUCUUUCGUUAAGGUCAAACCUCACCACUCUUCUAUCAUACUUGACUUCCAACGCCACCGCCGGCGCGGAGUUUCAGACUCGAGUAGGAGCGCUGCGCGGUCUCUUCAUGUGCCGCGGUGACAUCGCGACGGGCGCCGUCUGUGGCGAGUGCGUGCGGAACGCAUCGGCGAGAGUGCUUUCGGCAUGUCGUUUUGCGAGGGAGGGUGUGGUUUGGUUCGACUAUUGUUUGGUUCGGUAUUCGGAUCGGGAUUUUGUCUCCAGAGUGGAGACAUGGCCGAGAUAUGAGAUUCUGAAUGUGACGAGUGGCGCGGCAACGAUUGAGGAGACCGCGUUUACGUUUGCGACGAGCUUGGCUGGCAUUGCGAACCGAACAGGGGACAGUGGCGUGAGGUACCGAAACGCGACGGUGACAUUGACCGAGGAGCAGACGCUAUAUGUUGCGGCGCAGUGUACGCGCGACUUGUCGAGCAACGAUUGCGACGCUUGCUUGAGCGAUGUGAUUGGAUCGGCGAUUCCGUGGAGGCGUUUGGGAAGCCUCGGUGGAAGAGUUCUGUAUCCGAGCUGUGUUCUCAGGUUUGAAGUGUUUCAGUUUCUGAACAACUGGGUGGCACCGCCGUCGCUGCCGCUACCGCCGCCACCACCGCAGCCUGUUCGUAUCCCUCAUCCUACAGAUUUUGGUCUUGCUAGAAUUGUUGAAAUAGAUCAGCAAGAAGGAAGUACUAACAGGAUCAUUGGAACUUAUGGAUAUAUGUCUCCAGAAUAUGCAAUGCUUGGACAAUUUUCUGAGAAAUCAGAUGUUUACAGCUUUGGAGUUAUGAUUUUGGAGAUUAUUACUGGGAAAAAGAAUGUAGGUUCCUAUGAAUCAUAUGGUGCUGUUGAUGGUCUGUUAAGUUUUGUUUGGAAACAAUGGAUGGAUCAUACACCACUGAACAUAUUGGACUCAAAAUUGAUGAAGGAUUAUUCCAAAACAGAAGUGAUUAAGUGCAUUCAAAUUGGUCUGUUAUGUGUUCAAGAAAAUCCUGAUAAGAGACCUACAAUGUUGACCAUAAUUUCAUAUCUUAGCAAUUCGUCAGUGGAAUUGCCAUUUCCGCUAGAACCAGCCUUCAUCUUGCAUGGUAAAAUGAAUCGAAAAAUAGUUGCCAAUGAAUCCAAUUCCAGUCAAUCUACCAACAAUUCAACAUCGUUCUCUGUCAAUGAAAUGUCUAUGAGUGAAUUCUAUCCUCGGUAG